Molecule: messenger RNA, 1795 nt
Organism: Pimephales promelas (fathead minnow)
Lineage: Eukaryota; Metazoa; Chordata; Actinopteri; Cypriniformes; Leuciscidae
Source: RefSeq, a predicted model, not a curated record
GCUUCAUACUCCAGUCCAGUCGGUGGCGGUAAGACACAUGCGUUUGUUUGCCGACCACCACCUCAGAGGAAGAAGAUUAGUUUUCGGCAAGAUCUCUGCUGUUUUGUCGCGUUGCUGGCCUAAUACAAACUGCUAGAAAUUUACUCUUAGUCUGUAGAAAAAUACAUUUUAAAUCAGGUCAAUAAAUACAUGUAAUAUUCCCAUCCUCAUAUACGUGACUAAGUUCUGAAUCAAGAAUAUCUGGAGGAGUAUCAACUGAACUGAGAUCUGCUGCUGUGAAGAUGGUGUUUGUUAAAGAGGAGAGUGAGGAGGACAUGAGUGAACCAGAACCCUGGAGAAUAAAACACGAGGAACAAGGAGGCCUGAUAAAAGUGAAAGAGGAAAGACUAGAUCUGAAUGAAGUGGAGGAGAAACAUCAUCAGAAAGUUCAUGAUGUCACCGCUGGAGAGAAACCAUUGAGUUGCUCCAAAACUGAAAACAGUUGCUCACAAAGCAGCGUCCAAAUAACAGAAGAGAAAAAGCCUUUCACAUGUUCUCAGUGUGGAAACACUUUCUCACGUAAAGAAAGUCUGAAGAAGCACAUGUUAAUUCAUGGUGGAAUAAAGCCUUUCAGCUGUUCUGAGUGUGGCAAGAGUUUCACACAUAGAUCAUACCUUAAUGAGCAUUUGUUUAAUCACACUUCAGAAAAACCUUUUACCUGUUCUCAGUGUGGAAAGACGUUUAUCCGUAAAGGAAGCCUGACGAAGCACAUGUUAAUUCAUGAUGGAAUAAAGCCUUUCUCCUGCUCUCAGUGUGGAAUGAGUUUUACACAGAAAACACACCUUACUUAUCAUCUGGUAACUCACACUUCAGAAAAGCCUUUCACUUGCCCUCAGUGUGGAAAGACUUUCACACGUAAAGGAACCCUGACGAAUCACAUGUUAAUUCAUGAUGGAAUCAAGCCUUUCUCCUGCUCUCAGUGUCAAAGCUCUUUCAUAUGUGAAGGACGUUUGAAGAAGCACAUGUUAAUUCAUGCUGGAAUAAAGCCUUUCAGCUGCUCUCAGUGUGGAAAGAGUUUCACACAGAACUCACACCUUAAUGAGCAUUUGUUAAUUCACACUUCAGAAAAGCCGUUCACUUGCUCUCAGUGUGGAAAGACCUUCAUACGUAAAGGAAGCCUGAAGAUCCACAUGAGAAUUCAUGCUGGAAUAAAGCCUUUCAGCUGCUCUCAGUGUGGAAAGGGUUUCAAACAGAAAUCACACCUUAAUGAGCAUUUGGUAACUCACAUUUCAGAAAAGCCAUUCGCUUGCCCUCAGUGUGGAAACACUUUUAUACGUAAAGGAAGCCUGAAGAAGCACAUGCUAAUUCAUGAUGCAAUAAAGCCUAUCACCUGCUCUCAAUGUGGAAAGACUUUCAUACAUAAAGAAAGUCUGAAGAAGCACAUGCUAAUUCAUGAUGGAAUAAAGCCAUUCACCUGCUCUCAGUGUGGAAAGAGUUUCACACAGAAAGGACAUCUUAAGGAUCAUCUGGUAACUCACUCUUCAGAAAAGCCUUUCACUUGCCCUCAGUGUGGAAAGACUUUUACACGUAAAGGAUACUUUAAGACUCACAUGUUAAUUCAUGCUGGAAUCAAGCCUUUCACCUGCUCUGAGUGUGGAAUUAAUUUCAAAUGUAAAGGAAACCUGAAGAAUCACAUGUUAGUUCAUUCUUGAAAAAAGCCAUUCACCUGCUCUCCUGCCCCAUCCACACUACUGCGUUUUCGUUUAAAAACGGAGAAUUAAAACGAAUACGAUCUCCAUCCAAACCAGCUUUUUAU